ACGUCACAUCUUUCGGCAACUUAAUAUAUUAGUUACCCUAACUUAAUGUUGUAAAAGGGAUUCUAGCUAGUGUUUCAAAUCACGUCAACGAAUAUUUGCGUUGGGAAACCUGUCACGUUCUAUGAUAGCAUUAUAGUUUCGGUCACGGCUCGUGCGUUUUAAAGUCGUUUUCUUAUUGAUUUGUUUAACCGCUUAACAAACAGGCGCAUUUCAGUAAAUAGUAGGAUGAUUUGCUACCUCGUGGUUGGUUUGUGUCUAUUCCAUCAUGCCUCUUGUAUGGAGGGGAUCGUCAAGACUUUAGCGGGGGGUGGGUACCCUCAUGUUGGGGCAGUGGACACAUGUGUUGAUGGGCCAAACUCCGUGGACGGUGCGUUAGCAGACACAAGAUUCAACUAUCCUUGGGGGAUUGUAUACGACAAAGUGAAGCAUUCUGUCUACGUGGCAGAUUGUGGUUGUCCUGACACUCCGCAUGGCAAUGAUAGAGUACGAAGAGUUGAUCUUGUAACUGACGUUUCUACGACUUCCGCUGGUUCAAGCCAAGGAUUCGCAAAUGGUGUCGGAUUAAAAGCCCAAUUCUUUCAUAUUGCCGGCAUGGCGCUUGACCAUAAACGACAGAAAAUGUACAUUGCUGAUAGUGGUAACAACGCUAUCCGUCUUAUGGACCUGGGUACAAAUGAAGUAACUACAUUUGCCGGAACCAAUGGUGACAAAGCUUUUAAGGACGGUUCACUUUUAACUGCAGGAUUGAACAACCCACAGCAAUUGGAAUAUGAUGACACGAACGACCGCCUCUUUAUUGCUGAUACAGAUAACCACGCUAUUCGAAUUAUAAAUGUAGAUUCAGCCACCCCAAAAGUCACAACGCUGACUGGCGGACCUAGAAUGGAAGGUUUUAAAGAUGGCAGCUUUGCCGAAGCUAUGUGGCGCCACCCAACGGGCAUGGCAUACGACGUCAGAAAAGAUGUGUUAUAUGUUUCUGAUCACUACAAUCACGCAGUACGCAUGUUGGACUUGAAAAAGAAAACAGUUACCACCAUUGCAGGUGGGGGAGAACCUGGGGACGUUAACCAGAGGAUAUUUGGUCACGGUCUUGCAAUGAACUACCCUGAAGGUAUUGCUAUUGACCCAGAGCAUGAGGUGCUUUAUGUGGCGGAGUUUGGAAACAACUGCAUCCGUAUGAUUUCUCUUAUCGACUAUAGCUUGACUGUGCUAGCUGGUAGUGAGAGCUAUGGGUCAAGGGAUGCCGUCGGCACUGAUGCUCAAUUCUUUCACCCUACUGGUCUCGACCUUGACGCGGAAAGGAAAAUGUUGUACGUGACCGAUCAGUAUAACCACAGAGUGCGUGCAAUCACUGCGCUGGGUAAUACAGAGGUUGCACAGAACUCCGCUAUGUUGAUCCAGCAUCUCGGUAAAGUGGAUGCAUACCGAGAUUUACUGGUGCAUAACCGGUCGUCCGUGUUUGCAAGUACGACCAUUAUCGCUCUCUGCUUGUUCAUGAUCUUAUUGUGGCUCACAAGCCGCUACUGGAGAGGAUUUGCAGGACGACACUGGGACAAAUACUGGAAAAUGAAAAAUGCGCAUAAACUUUAACUGCGUUAAUUUUUUAAACGGCUAUUUGUGUUUGUCGUUGCACGUAAGGUCACAGAGAUUGUCUUUGUUUAGAAAAAAAAGUGAAAAUAAAACGAAUUUAAGAGUAGUGCCAAAUAAAAAAAUCACAUCAUUUAA
Messenger RNA from Ciona intestinalis (vase tunicate), 1725 nucleotides. RefSeq names its product NHL repeat-containing protein 2. NCBI's taxonomy places the organism in Eukaryota, Metazoa, Chordata, Ascidiacea, Phlebobranchia, Cionidae. The record is from RefSeq and is a predicted model, not a curated record.